AUGGCAGAGAUCGUCUGCUGCGUCAAGGAGAUCCAAGAAGAGGACGUAGAGAAGAUCCGAUUGCCGACCCGACCCGAAUUAGACCUCCACGAUCACGAAGAUCCAACGGAUAACGAAGACGAUGGGUGCAAGACUCCAACAUCGUCCGAUCAUAGGAUUCCGGCGGCGAAGUAUACGUUAUGCCCACCUGCGCCGAGAAAACCGGAACCAAACCGGUCUACUGGAACGAAGCGGAAAUCGACGCCGGUUAAUAUUGUUAACCGUAUACCAAUUGACCUGAGCCGUGAGAUCGAGAUGUUCUUCGAGGAUUUGGACCGUAGGAUCAAGAAGUCACGGAAACAAUAA
Molecule: messenger RNA, 345 nt
Organism: Microthlaspi erraticum
Lineage: Eukaryota; Viridiplantae; Streptophyta; Magnoliopsida; Brassicales; Brassicaceae
Source: the annotation of a GenBank genome assembly